This is a messenger RNA of Rhipicephalus microplus (southern cattle tick), 615 nucleotides long. RefSeq lists its product as uncharacterized. NCBI's taxonomy places the organism in Eukaryota, Metazoa, Arthropoda, Arachnida, Ixodida, Ixodidae. The record is from RefSeq and is a predicted model, not a curated record.
CAUGGCAUUCCAGCACCAAACGCUUCACGCAAGCCAUCAUGAACAUGGCCAAUAAUGUUUAGGAAAUCCAGGGUCACCUAUUUGAACUUAUCCACGCUGGAGUAUCCUAAAGAAAUAUGCACUAAAGAAUAUGCGGUCAAGUGGAAUCAUUCUGCGCGGGCCUUUAUUAAGAAGGCGGUGGUCAUAUUCUCGUCUUGGAAGUCGGAAGUUGAAGAUGUGGUGUACAAACCAAGAAGAGUACGUGGGCCGGCGCGAACAUUUACAGCUCUCAACAGCAGUGGAUAUUUGAUAUAUACAAUCCACUUCAAUUAUACAUCAAAGUACUGCGCUAUUAUAAGAAAGGAAAAUCACACAAAAGAAGAUGACCGUGGUGCCUGCGAACUAUGGGUAAAUCACAAUUUCUUUGAAGCAAGGCCUGUGAUACAAAAUUACUGCACAGAAAAUUUCAAGAAAUAUUGCAAACAAUACAACGCAACACGUUUUGAUAUUAAAGACUGCUUUGAUACGAGUAAACCCAUUUUAUUUGGGUGAGUGAUGUCGCGCACUCGCGUUUGAGCAUGUAGGUCGAACUAUUCUUGCAAGUUAUCUGAAUAAAUUUAUCUGCUACGCUUCUGU